This is a messenger RNA of Fulvia fulva, 2526 nucleotides long. RefSeq names its product Complex I intermediate-associated protein 84, mitochondrial. The record is from RefSeq and is a predicted model, not a curated record. The transcript has a single exon. The coding region runs from base 1 to 2526 and encodes 841 amino acids. Gene Ontology annotation, molecular function: protein binding. Lineage: Eukaryota; Fungi; Ascomycota; Dothideomycetes; Mycosphaerellales; Mycosphaerellaceae.
AUGCCAUCCCACCUCACUCGCCACAUUUUUCGCCGAAUCCUGGCCAACGAGCCCAUCCUGCAUGGAGAAUGCAUUCGACAGCGAGCAUGCAGCACUGCGAGUCCAUCGCUGCGUCUGUCCAGGAGACAAAAUGCAGCACAUGGACCCGCGCAACAGCAACGAACGUUCCUCAACUUCAACAUGUUUGGGAAGAAGAAGCGGGAUGUGAAAGAGGCAGAUUUGGAUCCGGGCAUUGAAGUCAUGAUGCAUUAUACCAAGAUGGAGAGGAUGAGGGCGCGUCUGCCGCCCGUAGAAGAAGUAGCGGAGGCAUUGAGAGCCUUCUUCAAAUCCAAGACCGAUCGGAACCAACCCAUUGAGGACACACAGGCUCAGCUCGCUGUUCAGAGCUUUCGAUACUAUCUCAAUGGUCGGUCCACUGAUGAUGACCCGGAUAGCCUGUCUGGGAGAGGACUCGUGAAUCAGAAACUCAUGAAGGAUGCUACGAGGGCCUUGCGGCGUACUCUGAAGGCAACUCCCAGUCAUGUUGCUCUGGGCAAGGAGCUCUACCAUGCAUAUGCUCACGCGCUCCCGCUUUCGAAUCAUCACAUGGCUCGAAAAACGCUCGGAGCAUACGUUCACGUACUCAGCCAAGCCGGUAAUGUCCAAAGUGCGCUGGACGUACUUGUGCAGUAUGAAAACCGCAUAGCAUCGAGGAAUACUAGCAACCAAGAGAAUGAGUAUGAUGAGGAUGAGGAGGAAGCAGUUCAUACACGCGGGGCAACGCCGACGAGCACUACGUCAACAGACCUAGCUAUAGCUAGAGCAUGGCGUACUCUACUUCGGGGCGUUGCUGAUGUGGGCGACGAGGACCAGCUAAUUCGAACAUUGGAUAUGCUACGCUCUCGUGGUUAUGCUGAACACAGCGGGAUACCGUUCUCAAUGCUCCAAUUCUACGUGCGCACUGAUGACACGGAGGCUGUAAAAUACUGGUUCGAGCAAUGCUGGCAAGCCAAGAACAGACCCACGACCGCAGGCGAUAUUUCGUAUCUCGCGUAUACUCUGCGAUGCACUCUUGGCUAUUACCUGGAUCGCCAGAAGCUCGAGUAUGGCCAUCAGAUUGUCAGGCAGGUGAUGGCGGAGAAUCCUCCAAAGCCAGUGUGGGAUGCCAUAUUCGUCUGGGCAGCUGGCACAGGGAAGGGUGCCGAUGAGAUUGGGCGCAUGUUUACGGUGAUGGAGUCCUCGAACGAGGGUAUCGUUGAGCAAGAUCAAUGGAGGCUGCCUGACAUCACUACCAUCAACGGCUUGGUGGAGUUUGCCACCUCGAGGAAUGACCCAUACCUUGCCGAACGCUUUAUUGCACUGGGCAAGGAACGCGGCAUUCAGCCAGAUGCCACCACCUACGUCCUGCAAAUGAAGUACAGGUUGAAAGUUAAUGAUGUUGAUGGCGCGCUCAUUGCCUACAAAAAUCUGCAAUCCAUGGAUCUGUCUACGAACGAAGAUGUUCCGGCCGUGAAUCAGCUCGUGGUAGCUCUUUGCAGCAGCAAGCGACACGACUUCGACACCAUCAUGAACGUCGUCGCUGACCUGGCGGACCGGAGAGCUCGAUUCGAACCCCUGACGGUAUCGACGUUGAGCUUGUUACACCUCAGUCGAGACGAAGUGCACGAUGUCAUCGACUUGCUCAAUACACACUCAUACCGAUUCUCUUCGACUGAAAGAGAAGCUAUUCGAACCAAGAUAGUCGACUAUUGCCUCGACAAGGCAACACCUGUCUCAAGGUCCUGGGACGGAUAUACCAUCCUUCGCAGCAUCUUUGACGAAAUGCCACGAACUCAGCGCACCGAACUCAUGGUGUCCUUCUUCGAACGUCAACGACCGGACAUGGCAGCCAAUGUCUUCCAGGGUAUGCGGACACAUUCUCGCCCCGACACUAUUCCAACCGUGGACACCUAUGUUGCGGCGUUCCUUGGUUCGGCCAAACUUCGAGAUCUGGAAAGCUUGGAGAUAAUUCACAACCAGCUCAAGCUUGAUUUCAACAUAGACACCACCACGUACCUCUAUAAUGCUUUGAUCAUUGGCUACACCGCUUGCGGUAAGCCUAGACGAGCACUCGACUUUUGGGAAGACAUCGUCGCCAGCAAGGAAGGUCCGACAUACAACAGUAUACAUAUCGCACUGCGAGCAUGUGAGAAGGCUCCAUUCGGAGAUUUGAAAGCGCAAGAAAUGUGGGCAAAGCUCAAGAGGCAGAAUGUGGAGCUUGACCAAAGCUUGUGGGCCAGCUAUGUUGCAGCGCUAGCUGGAAACGGCGAUAACGAACUGGCCAUCACGACCAUCGAGAAGGCAGAUCAGAACAACGAGGUCGAGGUCGAUGCUUUCCUUCUCGGUAGCCUCUUCGGUGGAUCUUCCGGCCAAGACCCUCAAGCUGAGAUCGAGUCGUGGGCAAAGGAGAAGUAUCCUCAUGUGUGGGCUGAGCUUGAGAAGGUGCCAAUGGAUACUAGGGAAGAUGGGAUGAGGUACUUUAGGAUUGAUCGCAGUGUCACGCCUUGA